UGCCACAAAUAUAGAUUUCAUGUUAACCUUCUUUUGGAGCUAAAUGUGUAAUGUUACAGUAAGAUGUCACCGGAGCUCCCUCCUCAUGUUCCUUUCCUAUAGUUCAUUCAUGACCCCUGAAGUUCUGUUUGCGACGCCUCAGUCUUGACCCGGGCUGCUCCGCACACUUUCUACCAAAUUACAAUCCUGCAAAUGUAAAAUGCCUUCCUUCUAUACAGAAGCUCUCUGUCUCAAUAUUUAGGUAUUAGUUUUCCUCAUCGUACAGCUCACAACCCGCAAUCUUACUUGUCCAACUCGUCCUAACCCCACACCACCUUCUAACCCCACAUACACGAGCCACUAUCAAACCUCAAUAUGGCAUAUGGAGGUGAUGUCAAUCGAGGGCCAUUCUUGACCACCAUCAAUUGGGUAUUCAACGCGAUCGCAUUAGGUAUAGUUUCCACCUCACCGUGGUUUCCAAAUGCAAAACCUAACGUUGUAUUCUCGGGAUAGUUGCUGUGCUUCUUAGACUCGCCUCGCACCAUUGGAGAGAGUCUCAGGGAUGGAAAAAAGAUGAUGCGUUUAUCAUUCUUGCUAUGGUCAGUUGCAAGCCUUGUCGAAUCAAGCAUCACUGCUUGUACUCAUACUAAGUACUUUUUAUACGCAAUAGGCAGCAAACCUUGCCAGAGCAAUCUAUGUCGAUGUUACCAUCUCCCAUGGCCUUGGACGUCAUCUCGAAGUUUUACUCGAAGAGAACCCCUCUGGUGCCGUUGCACUUCUUCGUUUGAUAGUAAUUCUCCAGGCCAUUGGACUAUGGACUUUUACCCUGCCAAAGCUUCCUGUGGUGGCGUUACUUGUCAACAUCUUCGGCCGUAAUUCCAAGAGACUUGCAAUUAUCCUAUACACCGCAGUUGGUGCUUUAAUCGUGCUUGUCUUUAUUAUCACCAUCACAACUUUUGUACAAUGCACACCGGUAUCAGGUAAUUGGACUGGGAAGGGCAAAUGUUGGAACAAAAAUAUCAAUGUAGAUCUUGGUUAUCUUGCUGGAUGUUAGACUCCCUUCUUACCUUCACGUUAUUCCUCGCUGACAUUGACUUUAGCAUACUCGGCGUUUCUGGACUUUGCCUUUGCAUUAUACCCCGUAUUGCAAGUCUCUAAAUUGCAAAUGGAACGAUCGAGAAAGAUUCUCUUAGCGGGGUCAUUGAGUCUUGGAUUUCUGUACGUGUAAAAGAUUUUAGGGCGACCUUUCAGAUAUACUAAUCAUCCCUAUUUCUGUGUAGUGCCGGCAUCAUAACAGCGUACAAGCUCUCUACGAUUUCUUCAAUAACGAAUGUAGCAGAUCCGACUUGUAAGUUGAUCGGGCUCAAAGCAAGUACUUCCCAUACUAAUAGUAAAUUUCAGGGGCUACUAUACCAUUGGAAGUCUGGAACAGGUAAGUUCUAAAUUCGAACUUUGAACAUUGCAAUAGUAAUAACUCGUAAAAUUUAGUGUCGAAGGAACAGCUCUCAUUUUGGCUGCCUCUAUUCCCCUCACCCGACCACUUAUACUGUCUUUCUUUCAAGGCAUUCAAGCUCUCACUUCCCGAAUGGGUAGCAGUAGCGGUAGCCGCACUGCUAGAUCCAGCAAGAAUUCCCAUGGAAGGUCGAUCAACAGAUCUAGCAACCACAAACGUCUCCCCAGCAAUGGAGUAUCAAAUAGCACAGAUGAUAUCUUGCUUCACGAGGGUUCAGGCUUUGAGAACUGUAGUAAUAUUGAAGCUGGCAAACAUCGUCAAAGUGGUCCGGGGAUAUACAAGACGGUUGAUAUCUUAGUUAAGACUAAAACAUUGUCAACCUGAAUAUUUGACAAUAUGAAGAUCAAUAGUGUGAUAAAACGUUUUGAGUAGUUUGUACUCGAAAUUCUGAGUCUUUUAAUUCUUCGGUGGACGAAUGAUAUACAUGUACAUACUAUUCAUGCUCCCUUCAGUUGAAUAUACUUACAAUAAAAUUCUUAUACUCAUAGAUAUAUGCAAUGAUGACCUGAAAUUUCUCGGACAAAAGGAUUGAAAGCUUGCAUGUGAAAGUAUUACAUUGAAAUAAUUGAGACUAAAAGGCUACGCACUAAAGAUU
This is a messenger RNA of Sclerotinia trifoliorum, 2087 nucleotides long. NCBI's taxonomy places the organism in Eukaryota, Fungi, Ascomycota, Leotiomycetes, Helotiales, Sclerotiniaceae. The record is from the annotation of a GenBank genome assembly.